Talaromyces proteolyticus is the source of this 1329-nucleotide messenger RNA. RefSeq lists its product as uncharacterized. Gene Ontology annotation, cellular component: Golgi membrane; intracellular membrane-bounded organelle. Gene Ontology annotation, molecular function: pyrimidine nucleotide-sugar transmembrane transporter activity. NCBI's taxonomy places the organism in Eukaryota, Fungi, Ascomycota, Eurotiomycetes, Eurotiales, Trichocomaceae. Gene Ontology annotation, biological process: pyrimidine nucleotide-sugar transmembrane transport. The record is from RefSeq and is a predicted model, not a curated record. Bases 1 to 1329 code for a protein of 442 amino acids. The transcript has 4 exons.
AUGACAGAAAAUAGACACCUCAUUCCCGUCCUGGUCACCAUGAUGUUGGUGACCGGGGUGUGCAAUACCAUUCUGAAUAAGUAUCAGGACAUGCAAUGUGUCAGGAACUGUGACUCGCCCGAUGUAAGAGACCAUAGCUUGUUCGAGCAACCCGUCAUUCAGACAGCACAAAUGUUUAUCGGUGAAAUGGGCUGCUGGCUCGUCGUCUUUAUAUCUCACCUCUACACUCGCUUCUCAAAACGACAAAGGGCAGCCCCCCUGCUCGCCGGCGGCUAUCGACCUGUUCGUAGCGACGAACCCGAUCAUGAUGUGGACGAGGAGGGCGAAGAGGAAGAAGACCAAACACUCGUUGAUUCCGAAGAAGACCCCGCUGCCAAGCCCCUCAUUGGGUCAGAUACCGGGCGCAUUCAUUUGCGAGGGUGGAGAGUGUUGCUGCUUGCCGCGCCGGCAUGUUGUGACAUCACGGGAACAACACUAAUGAAUGUUGGUUUGUUGUUUGUUGCAGCCAGCAUUUAUCAGAUGACUCGCGGUGCGCUUGUGUUGUUUGUUGGACUCUUCAGCGUCUUGCUUCUGCAUCGCAAACUGUAUCUGUAUCAAUGGCUCGGUCUGGUCGUUGUCGUGUUGGGUGUUGCCUUGGUUGGUCUUGCUGGCGUUCUCUUUGGGAAUAGUCAAGGACAUGAUCUCGAAGAUGGCAUCAACAAUAUAUCCCUGAAAUAUGUGCGAGAUAUUCACACAUCAAGCCAAACGCCUGAAAGCGUUGCUGUUCUGAUCGGGGUGUUUCUGAUAGCUGCCGCGCAAAUUUUUACAGCCUCACAGUUCGUUCUCGAAGAAUGGAUUCUUGAGAACUAUGCUAUGGCACCAUUGAAGGUCGUUGGCUGGGAGGGCAUUUUCGGCUUCUUGGUGACAGUCAUCGCAAUGAUCAUCUUGCAUUUGACUGUUGGAAAGACAGAUGCAGGAAGAUAUGGAUACUUUGAUUUGGCGGAGGGCUGGCAUGAAAUUACCUCCAACCGACAAAUUAUUAUAUCCAGCGUACUAAUAAUGAUAAGCAUUGGCGGAUUCAACUUCUUCGGUCUCUCCGUAACACGAACCGUCUCAGCAACGUCCCGCAGCACAAUCGAUACCUGCCGCACACUAUUCAUCUGGUUGGUCUCCUUGGCCCUUGGCUGGGAAAAUUUCAAAUGGCUUCAAGUCGUCGGUUUUGUAUUGCUUGUCUACGGCACCUUCCUAUUCAACGAUAUCGUGCGACCCCCUCUGAAAGCGCUUUUACCGAAGCGAGAGGUGCUAGUGCAUGAGGAGUUACUUCCAGAGGAACCCAUUGAGCAUAUAUAA